AUGGAAGAUCCUUACUCAUCAGACAAAUAUCUUCAAUCAUUUCACGAUGACAUGCCGCCAUCUAUCAGUCAUCAUCAUCGUACUUCUAAAGCCGUUGUUGCAGACCAGUUUUUAUCUUUCCUCGACAAUUCUCCAUUGCCAAAGCAAACCAAGCCUGUGCAGGUUGAUUCAAGUGUAGAAGACAAGACGUUGAUUGAAGUUUCCUCUACAGGAAAAGACAAGACAUCUUCAACACCUUUGUCGGAUACCGAACAGCUAGAGAAGGCAAAGAAGUGUGAGUUUGUACAGGGACUGUUGUCGUCAGCCAUGUUUGAUGAUGGAUCCGACUUCUUCUGA
Messenger RNA from Eruca vesicaria subsp. sativa (arugula), 336 nucleotides. The record is from the annotation of a GenBank genome assembly. Lineage: Eukaryota; Viridiplantae; Streptophyta; Magnoliopsida; Brassicales; Brassicaceae.